CAGCGCACGAGGGCCCUCAGGGGGAGGGGCGGGGCCGGGGGGCGGUGCGAGGCGGAGCGGCGCUUCCGCCUUCCCGCGGGCUGUUCCUCGGCGGCGGGAAGGCCGAGCGGCGGACAUGGCGUCGCUGCUGCCGCGCAUCGAGCAGCUCUCGUCGCGCGUGGUGCGGGUGCUGGGCUGCAACCCGGGGCCUAUGACUCUGCAGGGCACCAACACCUAUCUGGUGGGCACCGGGCUCAGAAGAAUCCUUAUUGACACAGGCGAGCCAGCUAUUCCUGAAUAUAUUGGCUGUUUGAAGCAGGCCCUGUCCGAGUUCAACAUCUCAAUUCAGGAGAUCUUAGUUACACACUGGCAUCGUGAUCAUACUGGUGGAAUACCUGACAUCUGCACAAACAUCCCGAAUGACUCUGAAUAUCGCAUCUGUAAGCUUCCUCGUGUCCCUCACUGUGAAGAAAUAAUAGGAGAUGGAGGACAUAAAUAUUUAUAUCUUAAAGAUGGGGAUGUGAUACAGACAGAGGGAGCCACACUCAGAGUUUUAUAUACACCUGGGCACACUGAUGAUCAUAUGUCUUUACAUCUAGAAGAGGAAAAUGCUAUAUUUUCUGGUGACUGUAUUUUAGGGGAAGGAACAACAGUAAUUGAAGACCUGUAUGAUUACAUGAAAAGUUUGAAAAUGUUAUUGCAAAUGAAACCAGAUUUAAUAUAUCCAGGUCAUGGCCCAGUCGUCCGUGAUGCAAAUGCUAGAAUUCAAGGAUACAUUUCUCACCGAAAUGCACGUGAACAGCAAAUUCUGAAUGUUUUCCAGAAGAACACUGGAAAAUCAUAUACAUCUUCAGAGCUUGUAAAGAUAGUAUAUAAGGAAAUUCCUGAAAAUUUACUUCUAGCAGCAGAAAACAACCUCAUAGUCCACUUGAAGAAGUUGGAAAAAGAAGGAAAAGUGUUACGUGAUGCAUCUCCCAGCUUCAGAUGGAGAAACAAUCUGUAGCUUAUACAAGAUUGCUCGAGAUCAUUUUCAGUCUGCACAGUUGCUGCAUGGAAAAAGAGAACGAUGAGCUCGGACGAUAUGUGAAGUAAAAGUCUUUCACUUGUUUUUUAGGUUCUAACAAUUUAAAAGUGAUGUUUAUUAAGCUUCAUAAAUUGGAGAAUGUAAAAACAAAUCUGCAGUAAAAAGAACGAAGAUCAGAUACUUAAGCUGCUUUCAUUGUGCUUUUCAAAAAGUGAUUCUGAUGGUAACUUCUCUGUAAAUUCUAAAAACAACCAAUUUUUGCUAACAAGUGGAAAUACUGUUUUUCAUAUUCUUUUCCAUAAUGUAACUGUCUGUGCACGUUUUUGCUGGCACCUCACUGCAGUAUGUUUUGACUGAGAGUACUUCCAGAUAUAUCUGUUUGCUCAUGGAAACACCAUUUCUGUGAAAUUUAAAGGAUCAUUAAUUUCACCUAAUUAAUGUCAAAACAUGCACAGCAUUAGGCUUUAAUUCUAUAUCUUCUAAGUUUCUGCAAGAAUGUGGUUAAAAAGCUACUUAAAUUGAGAUAUAUAUUGUAAACAAUAUGAAGUUGUGUUUUUCUAUCACUUUAUAACAAGCUUAGAAUUGUUACUAACACCAUUUAAAGAACAAAUACUUUAACUAAAGGUUGUAUUUGAUUGUAAGAUACUGUAUAGUGUAGUAAAAUAUGUUUGAAGAUGAAUUUAAACUUCAGUUUUCUGUGUAGCUUCCAGAGUAAUAUAUAAAUGUUUGUAUUAUAUUGUGCAUUUAACAUGUUUUUGAUUCACUUUUUUAAUGCUGGUCCAACCUGAAAGAGAUGUUUAAAGGUACUAAAGACAAAUAUACAUUCUUGAAAAUCCUUGAGAACCUUUCAAGUUCAAUCCUUUAUCUUCAUUUGUGGAACGUGCGUAUGUUUUUAGUAGGCAUUGCUUAAUAGUUAUCAGUAUCUGAUGAAGUUGAUAACAUUUGUUCAUAAUGAUGGCCUUUUGCUUCAGGAGAAGAGAAAUUUAAUUGGAAUGGUACAGUUUUGUCAUGGUGGGAAGCCUGAGAACCUAAAACACAGAAGGGUUUGGUAUGAAGUGAUGAUGUCUCAUCACCUUCCAAGCUAAAGAAGUCUACUGGCAUCCAAAAUGUCACUGAACCAUUUUCUUCUGUUUGACUGUGUUUAUGGAAAAUUCUUCAGAACUGAGUUAAAUUGCAGACAGUGAAGAAAGAGAUGUGAUGCAAAGAACUAUAUUACAUAUUCCACGCUGUCAUGCAGCCAACACCUAAAGUUCAUGAAAGAUGAGGGAAAUAGCAGUUUGACCAGACUUGAGUUGUCUUUUGUGAUAUAUAUGGUGUCUCUGAAAUAUUAAAAACAGAGGUUGCUUUACUAAGA
Messenger RNA from Phasianus colchicus (ring-necked pheasant), 2357 nucleotides. It is a transcript of the gene LACTB2, whose product is annotated as lactamase beta 2. Lineage: Eukaryota; Metazoa; Chordata; Aves; Galliformes; Phasianidae. Gene Ontology annotation, cellular component: mitochondrial matrix. Gene Ontology annotation, molecular function: RNA endonuclease activity; single-stranded RNA binding. The record is from RefSeq and is a predicted model, not a curated record.